Bactrocera neohumeralis is the source of this 3557-nucleotide messenger RNA. It is a transcript of the gene Rab30, whose product is annotated as ras-related protein Rab-30. Gene Ontology annotation, biological process: Rab protein signal transduction. The coding region runs from base 214 to 885 and encodes 223 amino acids. Gene Ontology annotation, molecular function: GTPase activity; GTP binding. The transcript has 4 exons. The record is from RefSeq and is a predicted model, not a curated record. Gene Ontology annotation, cellular component: trans-Golgi network. Lineage: Eukaryota; Metazoa; Arthropoda; Insecta; Diptera; Tephritidae.
AUACAUGAAAGUAAAUACUUAUAUAUGAAAUAACAUCACACACAGGAGUGUUCAGCAUAACAUUUAUUAAAAUUGAAGGAAAAACAUAAAACACUGGUUAAUUGCCCAACCAAAAGUUUCAACAUAAAAAUUUGGCAGUGAAGAAAUAAAAAAUAAAAUAGUUGAGUCACCACUUUUAACGCUUACGCAGGGAUAGCUAAAAAAUAGGUAAUAAUGGAGGACUACAAAUUUCUUUUCAAAAUUGUACUUGUUGGCAAUGCGGGUGUGGGAAAAACUUGUUUGGUGCGCAGGUUCACACAAGGUCUAUUUCCACCUGGCCAAGGAGCCACCAUCGGCGUUGAUUUUAUGAUCAAAACUGUGGAAGUUGAAGGCGAAAAAAUAAAGCUGCAAAUAUGGGAUACUGCAGGUCAGGAACGUUUUCGAUCAAUAACACAAAGUUAUUAUCGGUCAGCACAUGCACUGAUUCUUGUUUAUGACAUAAGCUGUCAACCAACAUUCGACUGUUUACCUGAUUGGUUGCGUGAAAUACAGGAAUAUGCGAAUUCGAAAGUUUUAAAAAUACUCGUUGGCAAUAAAACAGAUCGCGAUGAUCGGGAAAUACCAACACAAAUUGGUGAAGAAUUUGCUAAACAACAUGAUAUGUAUUUUCUGGAAACAUCAGCCAAAGAAGCCGAAAAUGUUGAACGCCUAUUUUAUGAGAUUGCAGCUGAGCUAAUUGAUCAGGCGCGCAGUAAAGACGGCACAAAUGUGAAUAAAACUACCGCAGAUGCAAUUGGACUUGGUAAUUUUGGCACAAAAGCAACUCAAAAUAGUUGUUGUAGCGGUUUUAGCAGCAAUACUAGUCAAACAAAUUGUGAAAAUGGUAACAGUAGAAGCAACACUUAGGUAAAAGUAAUUACCAAGAUUUACAUAUAAAUAUUUGACGAACAUAGCUUUUAGAAAUAUAUAAAAUUAAGGCUUAAAAUGUACAUGGAUGGAUACGUAGUCAUACAAGUAUAUCGGACAGUAGUUUAUUGGUUUUAGGAAACAUAAUUUUAAGUUGAUCCACGAAAAAGGUAUACUCGUACUAUUAUCGUUUAUACUGCCUCUACCCUUAGUUAUUGUAAUUAAUCUAUAAUUUUUAAGUUUAUUAUUUACUGUAUGUUCUCUAUUACAAAACGUUUAUAAACUAUAUUUUAUGUUUUAGACCGAAUCCAUUUAUACAAAGACAAAAGUAUUAUAUUUACUGUUUUUGACCGACUCCCUUAAGUUAUCAACAAGUACUGGAACUUGAAGCUCUACAUAACAUAGAAAAUUGCGUUUGAGCUGUUUUGGUUUCUAAUACAUUACAAUUAAGGUGAACUAACAAAAUGAGCCAAAUGGAAGCGAAUGUAGAAAUAAAAAAAAAUUAAGUAUACAUACUAUGUAUUUAUGUGAUUACAAAACACAUGAAAAUACAUAUUUAUGUUCAAAAAUCUUGAAUUAGGUACCUUUGCAGAGUUAGACAUUUAAUUUAGCGAUACAUUGAGGACAGUGACACAUUGAUGGCAACUUUCAAUUAACACUUUAAGUGUAUUACUUUCAUCCGUCCUGGUAAUACUAUUUUCAGUUAUUGGUUAGAGUAUUUUAGUAUAUAUGGUAUUAUUUUUUGCCAAGAAAUUAUUAGAACUUAAAAACCCUAGGGCAGUAUUUUCAUAAAAAUUUUUUUUAAACAUAUUUUAGUUAUUUUUUUAAUAUAUUUAGCUUCCAAUAGUGUAAGAACUUAUGGAAUCGUUAUGUGAAACAAUUGUUUUCAUAAAAAAAUGCAAUAAUUUUUAAAGAAUUAAUUUGUCUUUAAAUAUAUAUUUUGAUUUAUAAAACAAAGCAUCUUAAUAGUGCCUGUUGACUACGAAAAAUCAAAACUAAAGGUUACUUUUGCUUUCAUUCCGAUUGUGUCGCCUAUCCGAUUUGCUUAAAAAUGUACACAGAAAAAAUAAUUGUUUUAUUGUGACACAAAAUUUCUUUAAACUGGUAAAAAGAUGAUUAUAUUUGUCUCGUUUUGAUGUAAAUUAAAAAAAAAAAGUUGGAUAUAUUUAUUGUAUUUAAUGAACGGAAACAAUAAUAUCAUCGGGACAUACUGAUGCCGUAUCGGCCAGGGUUGAAGAAUGAAAAUAAUAUAUUUUUAAAUAUUUUAAUAUUUUUUGGAAAACAAAAUUUUGAAAAAAAUAAAAAAACACCGUCAAAAAAGACACCUGGGAAAUUGUUCUUUUAACAAAUGAUUAAUAUAAGUAAAUCAAGGUGCGACCUAAUCGGAGGAAUAGCCGAAAUUUUCUUUUUUAAUUAAAAUAAUUUAAACAGCAAUUUAAAACAAUUUAAUAUUUUUGUGUUUAUGAUUAUAUUUUUUUUAUUGAAUACGCAUUGUGUUCACAAGUCUUAAAAUUAUUCAACUCAAAUACCACAUUACAUGAAUGCAGAUCGAAAUAACUUACAGGACUGCAGUAUGGUAUAGGACUGACUACUGCUUCCAAGUUCCUGAAAAUUAUAAGUCCAACUUGUCCAACUUUUUACGAACAGUUAAAACUAUAUUUACUAUGGUGACCAAAGCCGUCUAUUUUAAAAAGGUGCAAAGAAUACUAAAUAAUAUUCGAUCUAAUAAAGAAUUUAUUAAAAUAACAAAUCAUUACACAUUUUAUAUAUUUUAGCCAGUUUCAAAAACCCAUAAAGGAAUGCAAUGUUCAGUGAAUCCUUUCAAAAGUUAUGUUUCUUGCAUAUUGAGAUGUCUCCAAAUAGGUUUAAUAAUUUUAUUUAUAAUUGCCAAGGUGCUAGUAAAUUUUAAGUAUAUACAUAUUUAGUAUUUUCUUAAAUUAUUAUUAUGACACAAAAAAAAAAUUAAAAAAUAAUGACGCGCACAAAAUUAAAAAGAUUAAAUAUAAAUAAUAUUGAUUCUGAAGAAGAUGAAAUGAAAAGUAUGUUUUUGGAUAUUCAUUAAAUUUCACAAAUCUAUGAAUACACUAAAAUUUUAACAAACUUAGGUUAAAAGAUUUACACAAAAAUUUAUCAAUGCAAACCAAAAUGGCAGUAUACGAAUUUUGUAACUACCAUUUGAGUACGAAAAACUUCGGAAUAGCAGAACAUUGAGAGAUGGUAAUUAAUGUUCUUUUUUUGAACUAAAUUGUUUGAUUUUGACGUAUCAAAAGGCAAAAAAAUAUUGUUUAUUAUUUUUUAUUAUGUUAAACUAUCUGUUUUAUUAAAAAUAUAAUAAUAGAAUUACUACAACAUACAUUGCAAUAUCAUCAACAAUUUAUUUUAAGUAAAUUGACGGCAAUCUUUAACAACUAAUCAAACUUGCAAAUUUAUUUUGAAGUAUUAAAAGAACAUUAAAAUUCUGUGGAUAUUUAAAUUCGUUUUAAAUCUAUUUUGCCUUAUAAUAUAAUAUUAUUAGCUAUAUCACCAAUAAAAUUUAAAGCUUCUGUGAAAACCUAAUAAUGUUAAGCAAAAAACAAAAAAAAAAAAGAAUAUGUUACAGCCAAAAAUAUGAGUUAACCAACUAUUUUAAUUUAGUAUAUAAUUUUAGCUUAUAAUAAAUAAUGUUACAAAAA